AUGAAACGCCCCGACCCCAUGAUCGAGCUCAUCACCAAACCGUCCGGCGGCUCCUCCUCGUACCCACGCUCUGCAUCCCCGUCCAGGUCCGAGCCGUUCACAUCCUCCUCCAUCUCCGUCUCCAUCUCCGACGCCACCAGCACCAACGCCUCGAGUCGUGCGCACGAGCAUGAGCACGUCGAGGACAUCAACGCACCGUACGGCCUGCGCGAGCUCGAGCAGGGCUGGCGUGCGCUGCAGCCGUUUCUCUUGCGUCGCGGGUAUUCCCUUCGUAGACGAUAUUGGCCUGGAUGGGUUGGGUCGUGGGUCGGCACACCCCUAGAUCCACUGGAAUGCGAGGAUAGCAUCGUCGUCGAAGCAAACGUUCUCGACGCCGUGCGAGUAUCCGAUGGCGCGCAGGUCGUCCUCAAAAUUCACUCUCCAGUCGACCCACUACCAAAACAGCAAGAAAUCUCGACAUUGCGCUACUUCUCCUCUACGUCCCUCGCGGACGACCCACAUAACCACGUUCUUCCAUUGCUCGACGUUCUAGAGGUGCCGGGGACGGGCAGCUUCGAUUGGACAGACGUGCCGGAGGGUGCUAGCGCGGGCGCGAGUGGGAUCCGCAUUGCGGUGAUGCCGCUCUUGCGGGACUGGUAUUCGCCGCCAUUUUGCAUGGCCGUGGAGGCGCUCGUGUUUAUAAAGCAGAUGCUCGAGGGUCUCGCAUUCCUGCACGCGCAUGGCGUCGCGCACCGUAACAUAUGCGCGUCGACGAUACUCAUGGAUGCACGCGACCUCUUUCCUUCGGGGUUCCAUGGCGCAUACAACAUGAACCCUAACCACCGUGUAUCCGAGGCGCAGCUCCCGCGCCGUACGCGCCUCGCGGUGCCGCACCCUGUGAAAUACUAUUACACGGGGUUCGGGGCCAGCGCGCGCGUGGACCAAGCACCAGACCUAGAUACGGUCGCGCGACCAUCUGGUGCAGCGGAGGACGCGUUCGCAGCGGACGUAUACGCGCUCGGCAAGCUCCUCGCCCACUUCUUCCGUGAUGGCCACACGAACCUAACCCUCCUCGAUCCCCUCUUCGCGUCCAUGCUCGCGCCUCCCGCACAGCGCCCCACCGCCGCCGCCUGCCUCGCGCAAUUCCACACGCUCACGCGCCGCGGUGGCGGGCUGUCGAGGUGGCGGCGUAUGACACGGCUGGGGUAUCGGUGGGGGUUGAAGGGUGUCGGUUGGAAGAUGAGGGCGGAAGGGUUGGCGAGGUGGCUAGGAUUGGUCGUCGAGGGCGCGACGGGCGGGUGGAGGGGUGGAGUCGGUCUGGAGUUCUGA
This is a messenger RNA of Heterobasidion irregulare TC 32-1, 1308 nucleotides long. RefSeq lists its product as uncharacterized. The transcript has 5 exons. Bases 1 to 1308 code for a protein of 435 amino acids. Gene Ontology annotation, molecular function: ATP binding; protein kinase activity. NCBI's taxonomy places the organism in Eukaryota, Fungi, Basidiomycota, Agaricomycetes, Russulales, Bondarzewiaceae. The record is from RefSeq and is a predicted model, not a curated record. Gene Ontology annotation, biological process: protein phosphorylation.